This is a messenger RNA of Zophobas morio, 1660 nucleotides long. RefSeq names its product fibroin heavy chain-like. The coding region runs from base 59 to 1585 and encodes 508 amino acids. The record is from RefSeq and is a predicted model, not a curated record. Lineage: Eukaryota; Metazoa; Arthropoda; Insecta; Coleoptera; Tenebrionidae. The transcript has 2 exons.
GUCAGAAGCUUCAUAGCAACCGUCACUUGGGUUUUGUUCUUCAGAAGAGAACAUCAAAAUGAAGACUCUACUGUGCUUGGUGUUGAUCGUCUCAAGCGCACUUUGUUUGCCCGACAAAAACGAAAAGAAAGAAAAAGACACCAAGUCCACGAAAGAAGAAAAGCCUAAACGAAGCCUCUUGAACUCUUCUGGGUACAACAACUACGAUUUUUCCACUUUUGGUAAUGUAGGUACUUUGGGUACGUACAACACGGCACUCAAUGGGUACAAAUCCGGCUACAGUAGCUUGGGAUCUGGAUCUGGACACAGCGUCAUAGGAUUCGGGUCUGGAUCGGGAUCUGGUUAUAGCACUUUGGGGUCUGGGGUUAGUUCCUUCGGAUCCGGAUCUGGCUCUGGUUCCGUCUACAAUACCUUCGGAUCCGGGUCUGGCUCUGGCUCCCUCUACAACACCUUCGGAUCCGGGUCUGGCUCUGGCUCCCUCUACAACACCUUCGGAUCUGGCUCUGGCUCCGGCUAUAGCGGCUUGGGCUCUGGAGGCGGCUACGGCUACGGAAACGGAGCCUACACCACCGGAGUAACCCGUUACUCCACCGGAAUCCGCCACGGAAGCGGCUACGACACCGUCGGAAACCUGGGUGCCAAAGUCUCCAACGUCCGAACCCACGAAAUCCACACAGUCACCCAACAAGUCGCCGUCCCCGUACCCCAACCCUACCCCGUCCAAGUGACCAAAACCGUCUCAGUACCACAACCGUACCCAGUGGAAGUACCAAAACCAGUUGCCGUACCCGUCAAAGUUAGCGUUCCCGUCGAAGUCCCUAAACCCUACCCCGUGAAAGUCGCUCACCCCGUUCCAGUACCCGUCGAGGUAAAAGUACCAGUUGAAGUACCCAGACCCUACCCCGUCCAUAUCACCAAAACCGUCAAAGUACCUGUGGAGAAGCCCGUUUAUGUUAAAGUACCACACCCAGUUCCCUAUGCUGUCAAACAACCGUACCCGGUUGCCGUUCCACAACCCGUUCCCGUCCAAGUACCCACUCCUGUGGUGGUUAAAGUACCUGAAGUCGUUGGAGUGAAUACCGUGUCGCACGUGGACACUGGGUACAACAUAGGUCAUGGGCAAAUCCUCGCCGACGACAGUUUGGGUGCCGGUUUCGGCCAGGUAGUUUCUGGAUUUGGUUCGGGUUCUGGAAUCGGUUCCGGCUCGAGCAUAAUUAGCGGUUCCGGGCUGGGCUCAGGUUCGGGCAUCAUCGAAUCUGGAUCUACCAUUAUUAGCGGUUCUGGAAUAGGGUCGGGACUGGGCGGUGGUUCUGGAUUGGGAUCGGGACUGGGCGGUGGUUCUGGAUUGGGAUCGGGACUGGGCAGUGGUUCCGGAUUAGGCAGCGGCUCCGGUUUCGGUUCCCAGUUCGGGUCCGUCACUUCUGGACUGGAGUCCGGGUCCCAAAUCAUUUCUGGAAUAUCAUCCGGAGGUGGUUCCGGGAAAAUUAUUAGUACCGGCUACGGUCUGACUGGAUCCUACGUGCCAAGUAUCAAAGGUGGACUUUCGGGUCACAAUGUUCACAACACAGAAUGGAAACACUUGUAAAUUAUUAUAGUUUAGUUAUAAAUAAAAUAAAAUAAAAUGUUAAUAUUGAAAGACGAAUAAAAUGCCUUAAGAAUG